Molecule: messenger RNA, 1077 nt
Organism: Antrostomus carolinensis (chuck-will's-widow)
Lineage: Eukaryota; Metazoa; Chordata; Aves; Caprimulgiformes; Caprimulgidae
Gene: STAMBP
Product: STAM binding protein
Exons: 7
Biological process (GO): protein K63-linked deubiquitination
Cellular component (GO): cleavage furrow; endosome
Molecular function (GO): metal-dependent deubiquitinase activity; K63-linked deubiquitinase activity; protein binding
Source: RefSeq, a predicted model, not a curated record
AAACUGAAGGAAGUUGCCUUCCCCAGAGCUGAAGAGCUCAAGGAGGAGCUGUUAAAGAGGUACGCCAAGGACUAUGCUAAGUACAAGGAGCAGAAGAAAGAGGAAGAGGAAUUUGCGCGCAAUUUGGCUUUGCAGCAGCAGCAGCUGGAAGAGGAGAGGAAGCGGGUAGCCCUGAUGAAGCAGCAGCAGGCAGAGCAAGAGCAGUUCCACGCUUUCGAGGAGAUGAUUCGACGACAGGAGCUGGAGAAGGAACGUCUGAGGAUAGUGCAGGAAUUUGGAAAGCAAGAGCCGAGUCCUGAGUCUCUGGAUGGACCCCUCAUCCCUGGUGUGGAAAAGCCCCCGACUGAUUUAAUCGCAAAGGUUCCUGUCUCUCCAGUUCACCCUGCAAGUCCAUCAGCGGGAACCGUCUCAUCCAAACCUCCUGUUGUGGACAGAUCUUUGAAACCAAGUGCUUUGGGGAGCACGGAAAACAAUGCAAGUACGGAUGUCCUUCGCCAGGUCAUUGUCCCUAGGGAGCUCUGCCAGAAAUUCCUCCAGCUGGCUGAUGCCAACACGGUCCGGGGUGUGGAGACAUGUGGGAUCCUCUGUGGUAAGCUGAUGAGGAACGAGUUCACGAUAACCCACGUCAUCGUGCCCAAGCAGCACGGAGGCCCCGAUUAUUGCAACACGGAGAAUGAGGAGGAGCUCUUCAUGAUCCAGGAUCAGCACGGCCUUGUUACGUUAGGCUGGAUCCACACUCACCCCACGCAGACAGCCUUCCUCUCCAGCGUCGACCUGCACACGCACUGCUCCUACCAGAUGAUGUUGCCAGAGUCCAUUGCUAUUGUGACGGGGUUUUUCAAGCUGACAGAGCAUGGCCUGGAGGAGAUCUCUUCCUGCCGGCAGAAAGGAUUCCAUCCGCACCCCAAAGAGCCUCCUCUCUUCACUACCUGCAAUCACGUGUCAGUAGUCGAGCGAGACGUGGUGCUGAUGGAUCUCCGAUAGGCCUCUUGCCUUACCCGUUUACACGAAACCAUUACCUUCCUCCUAGGCCUAGGGAAACUUGGAUUUUUCCUCCUGUAGCAGAUGAUUUCUACC